UCUAUAUAGUUAUUUUGCAGAAUCUAAACACCCACUUUUGAAAAUGGUAUCAGCGCAGUGGGUCACGGUCCAUCUCAUAAAUAGGAUGUCUUCGGAUACCUUGAGUAUCAAAAAUGCUAUACUCUACGAUGGCAAGUGGUACAAGGACGGAAACCAGGAUCACGAAAUCUCUUACUCAGAUGUGAACGAAAAGACAGCGCCUCCAGACGGCUCUGUCAAUGUCAACUCUUGUGGCCGCUCAAAUGCGCCUUCUGGAACAACUGGAGGUUUUGAGAUAUACGACGGUGAAACGAAGAUUGGAAACGUCCACUGGGACUGUCCGUGGGGUAACAGAACCAACGAAUUCGGCGUCGAUGAAUGGAACGAAAAUUACUGGGUCCAGAUUGGAUCGUGGAGCCGCGUGGGUGGUGCCAUUGGCACCGUCGAUGUUGAAGUUGGAAAGAAGGGCUAA
This is a messenger RNA of Aspergillus pseudotamarii, 451 nucleotides long. RefSeq names its product aegerolysin family protein. The record is from RefSeq and is a predicted model, not a curated record. The transcript has 2 exons. NCBI's taxonomy places the organism in Eukaryota, Fungi, Ascomycota, Eurotiomycetes, Eurotiales, Aspergillaceae. Gene Ontology annotation, biological process: symbiont-mediated hemolysis of host erythrocyte. Bases 44 to 451 code for a protein of 135 amino acids.